Molecule: messenger RNA, 1458 nt
Organism: Fibroporia radiculosa
Lineage: Eukaryota; Fungi; Basidiomycota; Agaricomycetes; Polyporales; Fibroporiaceae
Exons: 2
Coding region: 1-1458 (485 amino acids)
Source: RefSeq, a predicted model, not a curated record
AUGAACUCGUUUUGGACCUUCCUCGAUUGGAUUUUGCCUUCAGUGCGAUUAUCUGACGAUCUCGACGACGCCUACGCCUUGGCCGACGACGCUCAUUCCGUGGCCGACCCCCAUCCCAGAAUUCGCGGCCACGACCCCCGCCGCGACUGGGCGGCUGACCGCGACCGCGAGCUGGAGCGCGACCGGGACCGCCAGCGCAUCCAAUCCCUCGAGCGUGAAAAUGCCGCCCUCUACCAGCGCGUCGCUGCCCUCGAGCGCGACGUCCAGGCCGCUCGCCAGUCUCUCGCCGCCUUCUCCCUCCAGCCAGAACCGUCCACCCCGCCCCAGAUAUACCGCCCGUCGACCACCGAACCAGCCAACCGCACGUCCUACGACUCCCUCCUCGCCUCCUACACCCUCACCCGCCGCACGCUCCACGACCGCACAGAGGAGGUCGCCAGCCUCAAGUCUUUCCUUAGCAAGACUGACGAAUGGUCCGGCGCACAGCUCAUCCAGGCCAUCCGUGACCUCAAUUCCGAGAUCGUCCAGCUCGCUGCGUCUGUUGCCGAGGAGUUUGCCUCCGCACUCGACAGACGUCUCGACCUCUCCCGCCAGUCCGACCGCGAUCUCGUCAACACUGCCCUCGGGCCCGUCAUGAUGAACCUCCUUGUCACCCGCGACCACGCAGGCGACCCGACCCUCGUCCAGUUCGCAAUCCAGGCGUGGGAGGUCUGCUGCGUCGGCCGCGUCCUCGACUCGUUCUGCUUCGGCCUCCCGUCCGACAUUGACCAGUUCCUUACCAACGUCUUUGAGCACAUGCACCACGCAGAGCCACAGCCGACGACCUCGCGGUGGCGCGCGCUCACCUACAUGCACUCCCGCGCCCUCCUCACCCCGCCGUCCCGCUCGUCCACCCCGCCGCCGUCCUCGAUGCUCUCCCUCAAUGAGACCAACCUCCGCGGCCUCCUUGCCAUCCUCGCGCUGUCUGGCUGCACCGACUCUCGCGGCGUCCACCGCGACCCCCUGCGGACGCGGUAUGGCGGCGCGAUCGCGCGUAUAGGCGAGCGGGUCGAGCGGAUCGUCGGCGUCAUCAAGGAGGGCGUCAUGAGCGGGGUGUUCGAGGUGACCUGGGUUGCUGGUAAGGGCGUCGCCUCCAAUGCGUCGCGGAAGGACAAGGAGAGGGACCGGUGGUUCGACUGGGCGUCGAUGGAGAACAUCUAUGCGGGCCACGGCUCCGAGCAGAGCAAGGUCCUCUGCACCGUCGAACUCGGGCUUGCGUGCGUCAGGCGCGUAGGUUGGGCCGGCGGCUCGGCGGAGCAGGACCAGUCUGCAGAUGCGAGGGGUAAGGUGAACGGCCAUGGCGGGGCGGGACUCAACGGGAACGGUGCUGCAAACGGGGCGUCGAGCGAAGGGACACUGAAUCGUAGUGUGCUUCUCAAACCCAAGGUUCUCUUAGAGUCCAUCACCGACAUCCUGUGA